Molecule: messenger RNA, 3111 nt
Organism: Gadus chalcogrammus (walleye pollock)
Lineage: Eukaryota; Metazoa; Chordata; Actinopteri; Gadiformes; Gadidae
Gene: cdkn1a
Product: cyclin dependent kinase inhibitor 1A
Exons: 3
Coding region: 1214-1762 (182 amino acids)
Biological process (GO): regulation of mitotic cell cycle; signal transduction by p53 class mediator
Cellular component (GO): nucleus
Molecular function (GO): cyclin-dependent protein serine/threonine kinase inhibitor activity
Source: RefSeq, a predicted model, not a curated record
CGCCACAUCCUUAAGUAUUUUUUUUAGUUCCAUAUUCAUGUGUUGAAGAUAUGUAGUUGUGUCUAUUUACCAAUAUAAUGUGAAUAGAAAUGCUGGCAUUUGAAAUUAUAUCUGAAUAUAUUAUCCUUACCAAUCCUUAAUAUAAGUAAUUAGUGUGUUGCCAAGUUGUUACCAUAUAACGUUAUCUAAGAGUUUGUCGUAACAACGACACGAGGGUUUGGCUACAAACAUACUACACAUACGAGUAGUUAUGAGGAUGCCUGCCCAAAACAAGAGACGGCCCACUUGAACUCAUUUUCACUCGCACAUGUGUAGUAGUAAAUGUGGGGCUGGGUCUAUGACCUACUUCUGCGCGUCGUUCUUGCUGCUCUUCUCCCGCCAUCCCCUUGAAUCACUCCCCCCGUCUCCGCCCCCUUGCCUCGUUGACUUGAGGAUUCCUAUGGAGUACCUAGCCUGAAUGACAUUGCUUUGCUUUGCUGGUGUUACGAUUACGACUGUUUCAGCCCCCUUAUAGCAUUCAUUCGUGUUCUGCUUCGUUUCUGCUACUCAACCUGUUCACUCACUGUAUUUUACACAUGGAGUCAACAGUAUACAAUACACAAUAGUAUAUACAAUACAGUAUUCUGACAAAUACAUCGUUUUGUUUUACAAAAAUAAAUCGUUUAAUUCAAAUUUGGAUUUAAUAUUGACUACAUCGUUUAAUUAAUUAUUCGUAGGACUUCAAUUCAAUAGUUUUAAUCCGCCGUUAUCCUAAUAAUAUAAGCAUUGCAGUGUCGAUAUCAUUCCCCUAGGAGUCGCAGUCUUGCAUAUAUGCUUAAUACUGGAGUAAACAUUUAUUCUGUAAAUAAUCAGUAUAUAAGAUAUUUUAGAUCUCGAAAAGAUAAUGCAUUGCAAUGAAUGACAAUAAAUGUCAUUCAUUGUAUUAGUCAAAAAAGGACACCAUACUUUAUAAAACAGGUGCAAAACAGAAGCUCGUGGACGUUUUCGGAACGUUGGCGUCACCUAGUGGUCUUCGCUGGACAAGCGAUAGCUUGACUAGCCGUAACAUGUCUUCCGAGAUUAUGUUCAGGCAUGUUUCUGUCUGGCGGUCAGGUGGGAGGGUCCAGGCUAGUGACUCAUAGUUUCUCCUGUUUAAAACUUGAAGUAGACCCGUGUGUAUACUAGUCUCAUGAGUUACUGUACACUUGAGUUUCACUGAGGACGCAUCUAAAAAAUGUGUAAAACCAUGGAAACGCACCCGUCCAUCCUGGGACUGCCCAGGAAGGGCCCCACCCGCCGCAGCCUCUUCGGCCCCGUGGACCGGGAGCAGCUGCGGGCCGACUGCCAGGCGUCCCUCCAGAGGGACCUGGACGAGGCCUCUCGUCGCUGGGGCUAUGACUUUGUCGCCGACCGGCCCCUGGAGCAAGAGCGCUUCCACUGGGAGGCCAUCCCCAGCGCCAAGGUGCCUCUUCCGUACCGGCCGUCUCCGCAGGGCUCAGACCACGAGGAGGAGCGCGGGGUGUCGGGGGUUGCCGCAGGACAGACCGAAGGACAGACGGCACAGCCCGCCCCCGAGGGGCUCAGCGCUGGGACGUCCCACGACAGCAGGGAGUGCGUGGCGGACGAGGAGAGGGUCCCACUCACGGCAGAGUGCUCCGCCGGGAUGGAGAAAACGCCAGAGAAGGACGACGGGGUCAGGCUGAAGAGGAAACAGACCAAUAUCACCGAUUUCUACCAGUCCAAGAAGCGAGUGGUGGGAAAGCCGAGGAAGUCGGGUCAGUAAUCCUGGCUUGGGUUUUCCCGUCGCCAUGCCAGUAUUCCCAGAGAACUCGGAUCCUAUUUUUCUCAGGAACUCCCCCGCUCCCGCGAGAACUCUGAACACUCGUGACUCGUGACGUGAUUUGGGCGCUUAAAAAAGGAAGAGGAAACAGCAUGAGGACAUAAGAAACCUACUCACAAGUGUCAUGUCUUUGGUGACUCAAGGUUCAUACAAUACAAUAUACAGCUUUUUGUUGUUUCCUUCUACUCUGGGGGGGGGGGGGGGGGAUAUUUUUUCAUCUCUGCCACUUGGCCAUCAUCAGACGCAUAGCGCAAAGAGGGAUUCACACAGAUCUACUGUACUGUAUCGUAAACACAAGUAUGUUUUGAUCGUGGCACCGGUUGGUGGAGUGUCAGUGAUGAAUUAUCAUAGUUAUAUGUGUAAAUGUCCUGCUAGGGCACUUAUACACUUUUCUUCACUGGCGGACCAUAGGGUGACAAGACGACUAUCUUGAAUCCAUUCCGAUUGUUUUUACUAGCACUUCCUGUUAAAUCUUCCUAAUGUGUGUCUUUUUCUAUCUUGAUGGUCUUGCUUCCUGUGUCCCGAUGGACGUAAGAGUACCAGACAAGCAUCCAUUUGCUCUGCCUGGGACAUAGAAACGUCAGAAGUGCUGUCGUCACCUAAAUCAGGCCGUGGACAUCUGAAGAGACCACCCUGUCUUUGUCUAUUUUAGUUGUAUAGGUUAGUAUAUAAUUCCCUGUUGAAUCGAUCAUAGCCUUUUUAAGUAGCAAGUAUCAUGUAAUACACAGCAUUGCAUAUAUAUCUGUUUACUCUGGUGUGUGAUGCCGUUCACAUCAGUUCCUUUAUUCAUCAUGACACUAUUUUCUUUCUAGGCUAAAUCAUUUUUUUUGUGGGAACAUAGUGCAUUUAAAGACAUACACAAUGUCUUUAUCUGCCUCGAAACUAAACAGGAUGUUUCUUUUUGAUUUUAAUCUAUAUCCGUUAUCUGGUGGUUUGGGUAAUCUGACUCUGGGGUGGGGGGGCCGGGGGGUAAAUGAUUAUCUUUAAUCUUAAAUUUAAAUUGCUUUUAAACAUUUAAAGCCCCAAAAAUGACAGAAAUCGAAAAAAAUGCCCCCAAACAAACAAAAAUGCACUUCUCUUUGAGGAACCUUGCUACAAGUCCAACACAGUGUUGUAUGUUUAAAGAGAUGAAAAUAUAUAUGUUUAUUUAUUAUAAGAGAUGUCUUGUUAUUCCAUUGUGUGCAUUUCUACGAAAUGUAAAUUAAAGUUUGUUUUCGAUGAUAUCCUUGACUGGUGUGCUCUAAUAUACUUCACUGAAGGAUGCUCUGGUAGAAUGUGUGUGAACAGGUGCU